AUGACUUCCCUUACAUUGAAUAAGCCAUCACAUAUCACUGGCACUUUGAUAUUACCGCCCAACUUGCUAAAACUUUCGAUUAGGUCUGCUAGUUCUAACGUCUUUCCGAAAGUUGAAUUCCCACCAAAAUUAGUUGACCUUGAAUUGGAGCAAUGUGGUAUUACCCUGACUACCGGAUGGCUAAAUCCAGCCCGAUUGAAGCGGCUUUCACUUUCAAGAAAUAAGCUUUCAUCUUUCAACGCAUUUCUUCCCUGUUGUGAAUUUUUGUGCUUGAGCGACAAUAAAAUAAAGAGAGUUCAAAUCAGAGCUCCCGUUCUUGAGCACAUAGACUUGAGUGAAAAUAUGUUGAAAUCAAUUCCCAAGCUCCCAGCCAGUCUUCAAGUACUUGUUCUCAGUAACAAUAGACUACAUCUUUCCCGAAUGUCUGAAUUUCCUUCUAACUUGAAGCUUUUAGACCUCUCGGGAGCUGGUUAUGGAGCUCCUAAAAAGCAUACAUUCCCAUCAUCAAUUCGAGAACUCCAUCUUACAAAAUUAGACUUGUCAGAUAUGAGAGGAGUCAAGUUUGCCAAAGGGUCAAAAUUGAAAGAAUUGAAUAUGAGCAUAUGUCGAAUAAAGAAAAUCAGCGAUAGAAUGAUCGAGCUACCCCUCGGCUUGAAAUCACUAAACUUGUGUCUCAAUCGUUUGCAAAACAUCGAUGAUUUGACCAUACCGCAAACAGUUACUUUUCUAGACUUGAGAGAAAAUGAUUUGAAUUUAUUGCAAGUUAAGUCUCAUAUUGAGACACUAUACCUCAAUCAAAAUAGACUUUCACGUCUUGCAAUUCCAAAGGAUCUGGAGCUAAAGUUUCUUGACCUCACACUGACUUUAUUGAAGGGAUCUUCAUUUGAUAUCUUUGGCGCUGAGAAACUCACACAGCUACGUCUAGGGCAGUGGCAUAAAGUGAUAGACCUUUCGAAAAUGCCAGUUAAUCUUCAAGUAUUGGAAUAUCAGGGUCCCGGUACUCUUGAAGUCGAAGGAUUCCACAGGUAUCCUGGUACAAGCAUUUACAGACGUCUGCUAUGA
This is a messenger RNA of Meyerozyma guilliermondii ATCC 6260, 1062 nucleotides long. RefSeq lists its product as uncharacterized. NCBI's taxonomy places the organism in Eukaryota, Fungi, Ascomycota, Pichiomycetes, Serinales, Debaryomycetaceae. The transcript has a single exon. The record is from RefSeq and is a predicted model, not a curated record. The coding region runs from base 1 to 1062 and encodes 353 amino acids. Gene Ontology annotation, molecular function: protein binding.